AUGGAGACAGUUCGUCAAGUGACUGAACUAAAACAGAAGGUAUCUGAUGUGGCUUUACGAGAUGAUGGAAAUGGGUGGUGCAACUACGAUGGCACAUCAGGGUCUUUCAUGUUCCUUGGGGAGAGUGAUGAGGCAACAAUGGGUUAUUGCAAUGGUGGCGAUGGCAAAAUAGUAAAAGUCAAAGUAUGUUACGAGUAUAGACCGAGUUUAAAUCGAGACAUGGCAGAAGCGAUCCAAUUGGUAGGAGCAAGGGCAAUUAAGGUAGAGAUGGCGACGAUAAACGGUUGGAUAAAGGUUGAGGUGGUGGUUCAGUGGCGGGAAGACGGUGGUGGAAAGGAAGAUGUUGGGUCACUAAGGAGGGCAUUGAAUACAUUGGUGGAGAGUCGGGCUUCGGGCUAUUUGGGUCAUCUAAUGGUGAUUAAUAGCCAUAAUGGAUUGGGCCUUGAGAUCCCAACAAAUAAUCGGGCUAGGAUAUGUGGAUCAUUGGAGCUCAUCGAGGAUUUAGAAAUUUUUUUAUUAAAGACUGUUUGA
Molecule: messenger RNA, 531 nt
Organism: Camellia sinensis
Lineage: Eukaryota; Viridiplantae; Streptophyta; Magnoliopsida; Ericales; Theaceae
Product: transcription factor bHLH30-like
Biological process (GO): regulation of DNA-templated transcription
Molecular function (GO): DNA-binding transcription factor activity
Source: RefSeq, a predicted model, not a curated record